GUCUUCACAAAGGACGCACGUAUCCCAUAGCUCCUCGGUUUAGAGGGAAAAGUUUUGCGAUCGUCGGCAAUCGUAGAGAUAUACGAGUUGAAAUGGAGUACUACUUGGUGCAGUGCGUUCCUUAGAUAUGGAUGUUUGAACUGUGUUUUGAUAAUGACUUGGCGUGUGCAGUGAUCGCGGAAUGAAAGGGCACGAAAUACAAUGGAUCAUCGGCAUAACGUUAGCAGUAGGGCUGGCGGCCAGCUCUGGGGACAAGCGGCCACACUUCGUGGUGGAGCCACCGUCGCGAGUUUUGUGGCCCGCCACCCGGGGGGCCUAUGCCACCUGCCGGGCCUCGGGACACCCCACACCCGACGUACACUGGGUCACUGCUGAAGGACAAGUCAUCACCACUAUACCGGGAUUGAGACAUGUCCUGAGCGAUGGUCGCCUGGUGGUAGGAGCGCGGCGGUCGCUAGUAGACGCCGGGGGAGGGGGUAGUAGUGCUGUCCUGCGCUGCAAGGCCUCCAACCGUGCUGGGGUCACGCUGUCUCGACCGAUGAUGCUGCAACCAGUGGAAGACAACGUACUGUCUCAUGUCGUGCGCCAACUCAUUCCGACCAAAGUUGGAGGGUCUGUAGUGUUGCGAUGUGAAGUGUCCCCGCAGUACGGACUGGUCGACAUCACGUGGCUGCAGGACGGGCUACCUUUGCCGUCUGGUUACAUGGGUGCUGAGACGCGUUGGAUAUCGGGCGCUGGCGGACUGUUGCUUGGUCUGGACCUCACACAAGCGGACGUUCAAGCGGAAUAUUCAUGCUUGGCCCUCGAUACGCUCAGUACGUCUUUGAAACUAACAACAGAUGAGAGCAGUUGGCUGGACAACAUUGAAGUUAAUUCAGUAGAAGCUCGCAUGGGGGACACCGUGUUACUUCCGUGUAUAUUGAGACAUGUCAACAAGCACACCAUUACUUGGCAGCGACAGGAAGCGAACGGCGUGUGGGUGUCGACAGGUGAGGGCGUCGUGCGAGGAGGUACACUCGUAUUGCCGAGUGUUCGCACGCACCACGCGGUCAGAUAUGCGUGCUCUCAAGGCACGGAGGCGUCACCCAGGGUUGUCGUCAGGCUGGUUGUAUUCGAGCCUUUGACUGUUACUGUGACGCCGAAUCCAUUGAUGUUAGGGACUGGAGGAAGCGGUCAUUUUAAUUGUACAAUUCACGGUGGAAGAGGUGGAGGGGUCACGUUAAGUUGGCAGCAUGAAGGUCGUCCUCUACAUUCACCUCAACCUCGCUUAGCUUUGGGACCAGUUAGACCACAUCACGUCGGCCUAUAUCAAUGUACAGCUUAUGAUCAUUCUGAUUCGGCAGUGUCUGGUGCUGAACUUGUAAUAGCUGACAGACCGCCUAGAUUGGUGUCAACGUUUAGUGAAGCAAUUACAAGAGUUGGGCAAACUAUUGCAUUCAGAUGUGCAGCUAACGGUGUACCUUCACCUCGCAUUAUGUGGACUUUGGACGACAGACCAUUGCCGUCAGCUCCUGAAAAAUACAGUGUAAAUACUAGAGCAGAAACGUUAACUGCUGGUGAAGAAGGAACUAUAGUAUCAACAUUAAGUAUUACAAUUAGGACUGCUGAUGAAGGAGGAAGGUAUGGCUGCAAUGCAACAAAUUCUGGAGGAUCACAUGCACAUCAUGCGAGAUUGAAUGUGUUUGGUCCACCAAAUAUUAGAUAUUUACAACCAAUACAUGUAAAGACUGAUACAGAUGUGAAUUUACAUUGUCCUUAUUCAGGAUAUCCUAUAAAAGAAGUAGUGUGGCGACGUGAGGACGGUUCUCUUGUAGAAUCCCCAAUUGAAACUAGUGAUGAAAGAGGAAUACUACGACUCUCUUCAAUAAGAAGUUCAAUUGCUGGAACUUAUACAUGUGAAGUCAGAGCAGAAAGUGGCGAACUAGCUCGAAGAACAGUAAGAGUGGAAGUUCAUAAACCUCCAAAAAUAGCACCAUUUCAAUUUCCCGAAGAGCUAGAAGUGGGAGGUAGUACACAAGCAACCUGUAGCUUGGUUUCUGGAGACAAACCUAUACAAUUUUCAUGGUUAAAAGACAAUUUACCAAUCCCUUCAACUUUAAAGGUAGAGCAGAAAAAUAUGGAUUUUUUCACCAUCCUGGUAAUUCAAGAUCUAAACUCGAUGCACAGCGGAGAAUAUUCUUGUAAAGCAACAAAUGAUUUUGGUACUGUCACCCAUAGUGCAUCACUAACUGUAAAAGAACCUCCAACUUGGGUAUGGCGGCCACAAAAUACUUCAGUCUCCGCCGGUGCAGCAGUAUUACUACCUUGUUCAGCUAAAGGACAACCAAUGCCGAGAAUAUCUUGGGAGUUUUCAUCAGAAGGAGAAAAUUGGCGUCACAUUCUUUGGGGUCAAUCAGAUUCUGCGGAUGCCAGUGAAGGAUCGAUCCUAUCUGAUGGCACAGUUUGGUUGAGAGCAGCUACACCAGAACAUGAGGGCUGGUACCGAUGCACUGCGCGCGUUCAACAUUCAUUUCUUCAUCAUUCCUUUUACCUGGAUGUCCGAGAACCUCCAAAACUUACGAGAGGAGGGAGUGCUGGUGAGACACGUUGGGUAGUUCGAGGAUCAACGGCGCGUCUUACUUGCACCGUGCGCGGCGAACCAGAGAUUCAUGUACACUGGACUCAUGAUUCACGGCCAUUAGCUUUGCACGGUUCGGGUGGAGUGGAAAUGAGAGAUUUAGGCAAUGGGGCCAUGACAUCCGAGAUAACAAUAACACACGCCGGCCCCGAACAUGCAGGCGACUAUCGGUGUAUGGCCAGGAACCUUUAUGGCACUGACGAGUUGUUGUUCCGGCUAUACGUCAAAGAACGACCAAGCACACCAGAAGAAGUGAGAAUAUCGGAAGUGUGGUCACGAAAAGCGCGAGUAACAUGGAGACUGGCUCGAGGCGCUUUUGUCUCGCACUACUCGCUACAAUAUCGCACACUUACACACGACCUCACCAACGCUCCGCUCAACGCCCCGCUGCCCGCUCUGCUUGACACUUGGGACUCACCUGAAGUGCUAAACAUUACACUCGCUAACUCGGAUUUACUACAUGUCGCGACGGAAGGACCCAGCCGGGCUGGCGCGUCUGUGGCCGGCUUAUCCCCUGACACGCGAUACGUGCUCCGCCUGGCCGCCUACAACGACGUCGGCGCCUCGCCCUACACGCCGCCGCUGCACUUCACUACGAGGGAGGAAGCGCCCGGCGGAGUGCCCCGUGACAUCACAGUGCGCGCACUCCGAGCUCGAGAACUGCAAGUUACUUGGCAGCCUCCUCCUAGAGAGACAUGGCACGGUACUCUCCUAGGGUACACCAUUCGUUGGUGGGAAGCCUCCGAAGAAGGGAAGGGCGCUACUGAAGCUGGGUCUGAAAGUGGGGCCAGCUCUGACGCCACAACCACGACCUUACGGGGCCUGAAGGCGGCCACUCGAUAUGGAGUCACUGUUAGAACAUACAAUGCUGCUGGUACUGGGCCCCUGUCACCGCCGCAUUACCGACAUACUUUGGAAUCACCGCCAACCGGUGGACCCGAAGACCUUUCAUGUACAGCCAGCAGCUCAACAUCGCUCCGAGUAUCCUGGAGACCACCUAACCCAGAUGCGAGGGGAGGACAAAUUACUCACUACACGUUGCAGUAUACAAGAAGAGAUUCAGAUCCAUUGCAGCCGACCCAAGACGCACAUUUAAGAGUUCAGGGUGAAGAGGCGACAGUGUCCCGUCUGACGUCAUACGCGGAAUACGAAAUAAGAGUGCGAGCGCACAACGCAGCAGGCGAUGGCCCUUUGUCGGCACCGCAAGUUUGCAAGACUGAUGAAGAUGUGCCGAGCGCGCCAGGAGGCAUGAAAUUGAUCGCCCUCAGUGAGCGGUCACUCCGGGCGUCCUGGCUGCCGCCUCUAGAGCCUAAUGGACGACUUACGCAUUACUCGCUCUACGUGAAGGAUUUGUCGGGAUCACAAGAACCGAACGUAACUCGAGUCAACGCGUGCACGGACGGUGAAGGAACUGUUGAAUGUAUGAGACCGCUGCGUGGACUUCGUGCUGGAAGAACGUAUGAAGCGUGGGUGCGAGCCGCCACUAACGAAGGGGAAGGUCCUCCGUCUGCUGUAGUAGCGUGCCAAACUAGCGCUUUGGCACCAGCUCGAAUCUCCUCAUUCGGUGGCAUAGCCGUCGGCGCAGCUGGAGGUUCGCUGUCACUCAGAUGUGUUGUGGGAGGAGUUCCACCUCCGUCCAAGAGAUGGCUAAGAGCUGGAAACCAGCUGCAUCCAAGACCGCCGUUCCAUUUGGAUGGUGACGCUCUACUUAUAAGAGGUUUAGAAUUAUCACACGCGGACAAUUACACGUGUGUGGCGGAAAACCCACAUGGCUCGGAUUCGGUGACGUGGCGGGUGUAUGUUUUAAGACCACCAACACCUCCAGGAUUAGCGUUAGUAGAAGCAAGAUCCAGGGAAUUAGAGUUAGAACUUCGCCAAGCGCCGAGAGCUCAAGGUCACGCGUUACCGAAGGCUUACACGCUGCAUUGGAGGCUUGCUGCACCGGAAGGUGAAUGGCGAAUACAAUCAGCAAGUCCCGGACCAGUUAUACUAACAGGUCUUCGAUGUGGAUCAGCAUACAGAGCAUACGGGUCCGCCGGAGGAGCGCCUGGGGCUGAGAUAUCCAUCCGAACUUCUGGGGGACCGCCCACCGCCCCGCCAGACACCAGGUGGAUCAGAGCAAAUGCGACGCAUGCUAGGUUUGACACUAGCAUGUGGUCUGAUGGGGGGUGUGGACCAGUGGCACUGAAGCUGGAGUGGGGGGGCUCUGGUGUGAGCGGUGCUAGAGAUGUGCCGGUUGGGGGUGAAGUCAUUUUGGGAGGUUUAUCACCCGGAACGAGAUACCGUGUAGCAGCUCGCGCGUCAAAUGAAGCUGGUUGGACGAGGGAGGUGUAUGAGUUCAUGACUACCCCCGCUGAAGGCAGCUAUGCUGAGGAGGUCGACGCACCCUUCCCGGCCACUGCGGGGGAACUGGCGCUAUUGUUGGCACUAUGUGCUGCGUUAUCUCUUGCAGCUCUGACCAUACUUGCUAUUCUUUUGAGAAGAAAAAGAAGUGAUGGAGCAGUGGCGCGCGUGAUGACCAACGACAAGCCGGGUUGUGGCACGUACCGCCCGCCGCCGCACCCCACACCCAAGCUGCCUCCCGACCCACCAGAUGUGUAUGAGAUAAGUCCAUACGCAACGUUCGCGGGCGGCGACCAGUUGGGAGUGGGCAGCGGUUCACGCGCGUAUACGCUUCAGCUGCGCGCUUUAGCGAGGCACGAGGACGACGCCGCGCCGCCCUCCCAUCCGCCUUGCUGUGACGAAGAAACAUGCGUGGAUGCCUGCGAAGCUCAGCGACGUAGACGGCGACGAAGACACUACUGCCCGGAUCAUGGUUGCUCACAAGACUCAGGGAGUUGAGGAAACACUGCCAAAUUGUUUAGUCAAAUAAUUAUCUAGUCAACAUAAUUAGAAAAUUCAGUUAUACAUAUUAAUAUGUAUACUAAAAUUUUUACAAUAAUAUUGUCUAUUUAUAUUA
Messenger RNA from Bicyclus anynana (squinting bush brown), 5576 nucleotides. Its product is annotated as cell adhesion molecule Dscam2. Bases 182 to 5458 code for a protein of 1758 amino acids. Gene Ontology annotation, molecular function: cell-cell adhesion mediator activity. The record is from RefSeq and is a predicted model, not a curated record. Lineage: Eukaryota; Metazoa; Arthropoda; Insecta; Lepidoptera; Nymphalidae. Gene Ontology annotation, cellular component: plasma membrane; axon. The transcript has 34 exons. Gene Ontology annotation, biological process: dendrite self-avoidance; axon guidance; homophilic cell-cell adhesion.